UUUUCAGCAAUGCAAGACAUGAGGUCGCAAGAUAGACUAAAGAGCUUUAUUAAAGUCUCAAAGAAGGACUAUAAAUCAGAAUGAGAAAAAUUUAUAGUCAGCUUAAGGAAGACGAGGAAGCAGAAAAAGUUCAACGAUAAGAGAAAGAUCUACUCCAAGGUAUUUGAUGUCGAUGACAAGACUUCUUCAAAGGCGGGAUUAGACAGGAUUGAGACGAUAGACUCAUCUCCAUUUUCAACUGAUAGCUCAAUGGAUAAGGAAGAUGCAUGUGAGACCUUGACAAAUAUUACAUCUGACCUUUGAAAGUCUGUUGAUGAACUAGAGAUCAUUGAUUUAGUAGAAAGAUUAUCCAAUUUCUUACUAAGUAGCUGGGAAGCAGACUUUCAAAGGGCACUCCUUACGGAGGGAUUGGUUUAUAAAUAUGCCACUUUUUUGAAUUUUCAGAAUAAAGUACUGAGUAAAGUAAUUAUCAAAUUUCUGGGGAAUCUGUUUUAUCAUGUUGACGAGAUAAACCCUUCUAUGAUAACUUCGAUGGUCGAGUCAGGACUUAUAGAGAUACUUGUUACAAAAACAUUGGUCUCCAUAAAUUCUCUCGAUAUACCUCAUAAGAGUACUUUUGAAGAUGGGAAAUAUGACUUUGGAAGUUUUAACGAAAAGUACAUGCCUAUUUACAAGUUGCUUAUCAAUCUUUGAGCGGUAGAACCAAAGCUAGAACAGGAGAUACUUGGCUGUGAUAUUUUGGAUAGCAUAGUGGUCACAUUAUCUAAUGAUUUCAUGGAAAAUAAUGAAGAUUUUAUAAUCUGCGUAGCUCGAUUACUCAAAGUACUUCUUCCAAAUAUUAAGAGCCAACAUAUCUUGCUAAUCUAUCAGCUUGGAAGAGUAUUAUUUCCAAUUCUCGAAAAGACAGAAAGUCCAGAUCUCCAAUUAGAGAUAUUAAAUUGUCUUAAUUUUAUUUUCCAAUAUGACGAAUCUUCCUGUGAGUAUAAAUACAUCAAGUACAUGUGAGGACUUUUGGCCACAUCAAUGAAGCUCAAGCAAAAGCUAUCUAAAGAAUUUAAUCUCCAAUACGAACAACAAAUACUCUCCAUAAUCUGUACUGUGACUUGUUUCGAAAAAUGCUCUAAGUUUUCCAAACUGAUAUUGGAAAGUAUUCCUUCUAUUCUCAAAUUUUUGAGGAAUAAACAUUCAAAUCUAAAGACCAAGCAGCUAGUCUUAUCAAUUGUUGGCAAUCUUUCCCUCUCAGGCGAUUUAUAUCAGGACCCGCAAAUAUUUACUCAGAGUAUAAAUAAGGUGGUUCUCGAGAUGUUAUUCCAACAUCGUGAACAAUCAAAAGAUAAUUCAGAGGAAGAUAUUUCUUUUGAUUAUAAGCUGUCAGUAUUGGAAUGAGUGAAGACAAUGCUGGUGAAAGUUCCUUAUCAGCUUCAGUGCGAUACGAUAGAAGAUGGAAUAUUGGAGGUAAUGAACAACUUCAUCAACCCCAACAACGAACCUCCCGAAGUCAACAAGGAAUACUUGGUGAUACUCUUCAAUAUCCUGGCAUGAGAAAAUAAGAACCAAGGUAGUGUAUUUUGCAAAGAACGGAUUAUUGAAAGUGAUUGAAUUUCUUUUAUUGAAGAGCUAUGCUCAUAUCCAGACACCACUAUUUCUACCCUAGCUGGAUGAAUCAGCGACCAUUUGGAAAAUAGUGAAUAUUGAAAAAUUGUAUAA
Messenger RNA from Moneuplotes crassus, 1707 nucleotides. The record is from the annotation of a GenBank genome assembly. NCBI's taxonomy places the organism in Eukaryota, Ciliophora, Spirotrichea, Euplotida, Euplotidae.